AUGCAAACAACAACAUUGGCUGAAGCUCAUCAAAAGGCGCACGGUUCAAAAGAGGAUGCCAGUGCCUUCUUUGAAACACUAGCAACAGAUAACAAUACAGCAGCCGCAGUCGGUUCUCCGCCUCGACAACAAGAGAGAAACCCAAACCAAGCCCAGCAGCCAGAGGUGGCAAACAAUGAAGACGAAGAAAUGCAGCAGCUUGGGCAAAAUCAUGACAACAACAACGAUUUUUCCACCGAUUUGGUCGGUGAUAGUGACCUAUCCGAGGGAAGCUCUGACAAGGACCUCGAUUCUGCCGAAUAUGGAGGAGGUGAGGGGCUUGAUGACAAUGUAGUCGCUGGAGAGGAUGAUUGGAACAACAAACCAAGACAUCAACACAAGCAUGAGAGCAAAGUUCAAAUCCUAUUGUAA
Messenger RNA from Seminavis robusta, 411 nucleotides. The record is from the annotation of a GenBank genome assembly. NCBI's taxonomy places the organism in Eukaryota, Bacillariophyta, Bacillariophyceae, Naviculales, Naviculaceae.